UCCAUUCCCACCACACGCCAAAUUUCAGUGUCCUCUUUACUAAAGGCUGUUGAAACCAAAACACAAAUUUACACUUACAAGAUUGUAGAAACAUUGUGAGGUACGAAGCUAAGAACAUUGUAGGCGUUGUGUACAUUCCAAAGAUUUCAUCCAAUCCAAUUGUUCACUAUAAAUUUAGCACUUACCUCGCAUUUUCUAGUCGUCUCAGAACGGAUAGCUUCAAAAUAAAGCAAAGAACUCAAAUUUGUAGAAGAUAACAUGUCCAAGGGUGACAAGGUUGAGGUUUUGGACUUUUGGGCUAGCCCAUUUUGUGGUAGAGUGAAAAUUGCUUUGGAAGAGAAAGGGGUGAACCAUGUAGCCAGUGAAGAGGAUGUGUUUGGGGCAAAGAGUGAACUUCUCCUGAAGUCAAAUCCCAUUCAUCAAAGAGUUCCUGUGCUCUUGCACAAUGGCAAACCCCUUGCUGAAUCUGCUAUCAUAGUUAGUUACAUUGAUGAAGUCUGGCCUUCCAAAUCCCUGCUUCCAUCCAGUGCUUAUGAUCGUGCCCAAUCCAGAUUCUGGGUUGAUUACAUCGACAAAAAGGUGUUUGAAACUGGGAGGAGCAUAUGGGCAAGCAAUGGAGAAGAGAGAAAAGUGGGGACUAGGGACUUCAUUGAAGUUUUGAAGCAUCUUGAGGAAGCUCUUGGGGAGAAGGAGUAUUUUGGUGGUGAUGCCUUUGGGUAUUUGGACAUCAUAGCCAUUCCUCAUUCAGCUUGGUUUUUGGCCUAUGAGGAGCUUGGGGGCUUCAAAGUUGCAGACCAUUCACCAAAGAUCUCAGCUUGGAUUAAGAGGUGUUUGCAAAGGGAAUCUGUUGCCAAAGUUCUGCCAGACCCAGACAAGAUCUACCAGUUUGUUCUUCACUUCAGGAAGAUGUCAGGGCUUGAUUGAUGAAACAUGAGUGCUUGUUAGGCAGUGAAUGGUUAUGGCUUGUUCCUGCUUUUUCUCAUUGUAUUGGAAUUUGCUGUUUUAGUAUUUAGCCAACUCUCAUAUAUGAUGAUGGCUUGAAUUAAAAUAAGGGCAAUAAGGAAUAAUAAUUAA
Molecule: messenger RNA, 1074 nt
Organism: Vigna umbellata (rice bean)
Lineage: Eukaryota; Viridiplantae; Streptophyta; Magnoliopsida; Fabales; Fabaceae
Product: glutathione S-transferase U19-like
Biological process (GO): glutathione metabolic process
Cellular component (GO): cytoplasm
Molecular function (GO): glutathione transferase activity
Source: RefSeq, a predicted model, not a curated record